Messenger RNA from Herpailurus yagouaroundi (jaguarundi), 1018 nucleotides. RefSeq names its product zinc finger protein 75D-like. The transcript has 3 exons. The annotation marks the transcript as partial. NCBI's taxonomy places the organism in Eukaryota, Metazoa, Chordata, Mammalia, Carnivora, Felidae. The record is from RefSeq and is a predicted model, not a curated record.
UUAUGAAUAGGAGAUAACAAAGUUCUUGUGACACUCUCACUGAUGUGCACCUUUUUUCUGUUCACUACUCUAGGACGAGGAUCGUUUUAUUGAUUUUGCUCCAGAGCUGACUGGGCCUCGUUUGCCAAAGGUGGUGCCGGCGGGGUGUCCAACACAGGAGUAAAACUGUUCCUACAGCAGAGUAAUGAUGGUAGAUCUGAAGGUGGCUGACUGUUUGAGCCCUCAGAUCAGGGCUCUGUGGGAAUGCAAGGGACCUGAGAUAGAGAGUUCCAGUCACAUUAAGAAGUACACCCCACAAACAGACAGGCUCAGUCCAGAAAGCUGGCGCGAGCACUUCCGGAACUUCCACUAUCAUGACGCCCCCGGACCUCGUGAAGUGGUUGGCCAGCUUCAGGAAUUUUGCCGUCAGUGGCUGAGGCCUGAGAUCCACUCAAAAGAGCAGAUCCUGGAACUGCUUGUGCUAGAACAGUUUGUGACCAUUCUGCCCACGGACACCCAGAGUCGGAUAAGGAAGGACCAUCUACAAAGCAUUGAGGAGGCCGUGACCCUGGUAGAACACUUGGAGAGGGAAUCUGGUCAAACGAGGAAUAGGGUUGCCAUACAAGAGCUGGGAAAGGAGGCAGUGCUCUUGAGAGAAACAGCAGAGUCCCAGCCAGUGGGCCUGGCCCAGGAUGAAGAAUUCUGGAAUACAUACCAAGGUUUGCAAGAACAUCUGAGCGGGAAUACUCAUAAAGAAUCUGAGCCUGUAUGUGAGAGGGCUGUGCCUGUUCACCAGAUCUUAGCCCUUUCUGAGAAGACAAACACCAAAGACUGGACAGUGGCACCUGAGCUCGUCUUGCCUGAGUCCCAGGUGAGCUGUGCAGUCCAGCCCUUGAGGGCUGCCUUUCCCCGGGCCCAUGACCCACACCGCCCAGCUCACAGGCGUGUUAGCCCCAGCGUUCUCCCUGUGAAAAUGAGCACCUCCGAGUCUGUUGCUGAUCUGUUGCCCUUUUUCUUUUCACCCUCUCACUUUAAAAAA